This is a messenger RNA of Rhinolophus ferrumequinum (greater horseshoe bat), 2046 nucleotides long. RefSeq names its product putative MAGE domain-containing protein MAGEA13P. The coding region runs from base 525 to 1580 and encodes 351 amino acids. Lineage: Eukaryota; Metazoa; Chordata; Mammalia; Chiroptera; Rhinolophidae. Gene Ontology annotation, cellular component: nucleus. The record is from RefSeq and is a predicted model, not a curated record. Gene Ontology annotation, biological process: negative regulation of transcription by RNA polymerase II. The transcript has 4 exons.
AUCUGUUCUGGCCUUGGGCCACUGGAUGAGAGGCUCCGCAGCACUAUGUCAUACCCGAGGUGACGGGAGAGAAAGCGUUGUCCCCACUGCACAGAUGCAGGUCUGAGGGUUGGCAGUGUCGCCGCCCGGUGUCACCCGUCGCUGGGGCCGGGCUGGGGACGACGGAGCCCGGAUUCCCGCCCUGUCACCCGCUGCUCCCGGCCUCACUCCGCCUGCAGGCUCCGAUGGCGGCGGCUGCGCUGUUGGACCUGGCGCAGGUGGAUGGAAUGGAGAUGACACCUAGGGAAACCCUGAAAGCCAGAAAUUCAAUAUGGCAGAACCUCCACUAGCCAGAGACUCCCGAUGACUGUGUGGAAGAGGGUAGCCCUCUGAGCUCUUCGCCUAUACUAUACUUUUACAUACAACCGUACCGGAUGACGACACUAUACUUGAGAUGUGAUCAACUCUCAAAGUGGUGAAUUGAACAUACCUAGUCUGUGGGUCCCAAUUGCCCACCCUCCUGCCAGCUGCCCCCAACACAAGUCAUGUCUCAUGGUCAGAAGAGUGAGCACUGCAAGCUAGAGGAACACCUUCAGGCCCCAAGAGAGGCACAAGGCCUGCUAGGUUUGCAGGCUCCCAUGGCUGAGGAGGAAGCCACCACCACCUCUUCCUCCUCUCUCUCUUCUUUGACCCAGGGCACUCCAGAGGAGAUGCCUGCCACUGGGACACUGAGUCCUCUCCAGAGUUCUCAGAGUGCCUGCUCCUCCCCCACUGCCAUCACAGCCAGUCCAGUGAGUCAAUCUGAUGAGAGUUCUAGAAGCCAAGAAGAGGAGGCGCCCAGCACCUCACAGGCUCCACCAGAUCCUGAGUCCUUGCUCACCGACGAUGUGCUCCACAAGAAGGUGGCUGAAUUGGUGCAGUUCCUGAGUGUCAAGUAUAUAACAAAAGAGCCCAUCACCAUGGCAGAAAUGCUGAAGAGUGUCAUCAAGGAGCACAAGGAACACUUCCCUGUGAUCUUCGAGAAAGUCUGUGAGUGCAUGGAGGUUGUCUUUGGCAUUGAAGUGAAGGAAGUGGACCCCACCAGCCAUUCCUAUGUGCUCGUCAAAACGCUAGACCUCACCUACGAUGGGAUGCUGAGUGAUGACCAGGGUAUGCCGAAGACCGGCCUCUUGAUACUUAUCCUGGGCGUAAUCUUCAUGGAGGGUAACCGUGCCCCUGAGGAGAAAAUCUGGGAGGUGCUGAAAGUGAUGGGAGUGUUUGCUGGGAAGAAGGACUUCAUCUAUGGGGAGCCCAGGAAGCUCAUCACUGAAGAUUUAGUGCAGGAGAAUUACCUGGAGUACCAGCAGGUACCCAACAGUGAUCCUCCACGCUACGAGUUCCUGUGGGGUCCAAGAGCCCACGCUGAAACCAGCAAGAUGAAAGUCCUGAAGUUUUUCGCCAAGAUCAGUGGGACUGAUCCCACUUCCUUCCCAUACUGGUAUGAGGAGGCCCUGAGAGAUGAGAGAGAGCGAGCCCAGGCCAGAGCUGCUGUGGAUGAUACUACUGCCACGGCCAGGGAAAGUUCCAGUGUCACGUCCAGCAGCGUCUCCUGCCCUGAGUGAAGUCUGAGGAAGAUUCUUCACUUUUCCGUUGAAGGCCAUGGCCAAAGAUCUAAGUAGUGGAGGGCCAGACUGGAUCUGGAGGGGACACAGUAUAUACCAUCUUUGUGUUCCUGUUCAAUCUGGGUGAUUUGGAGACUUAUCGUUUUUUGUUUUUUUGUUUUUCAAAUGUUGUUCCUUGUAAUGAAAAGUUUAAUUAGCUUCAGAAUCAAGUUUACGAAUGACAGUGGUCAACAUUGAUAGCUGUUUCUCAGGUUUAAGAAUAAGAGUUUUGCAAUUUUGCACCCAUCUUUUUUUCGGUGAUCUGUCACAAGAUAACAUGCCAUUAGCAUAGGAAUUUCCUUGUGAAAGCCCAGCAGGAAAAUAGAGAGUUUCAAGGAACAGAGGAAAAAAAAUGCAGGAUGGCGAAUUUAUGGAUUCAUUUAUUCCUUUGAGUCUGUCAUUCUGUAAAAUUAAAUUAUAUAUAUUU